UUCUCUCAUUUUGCUCAUUCUCCAUCAUGCAAUUGACCAACAUUUUUAAAUUUUCUAAAAUUUUUCUCUACAGAUAUAAUAGGGCUCUAUAAUUUCUAUUCAGUAUCAGAAUCUCAGGAUGGUUUUCUUCUGUCAAAAAUCAUCAUUUACACAGGAGUACAGGACUCAGGUGGUGUCCUGCAAACCAGCCAUCCUACAGCUGUCCAAAUGUCAGCCACCUGUUGCCAGCAACAAGGGCAGCAGUGGGGCCCUCAAGGACUUGUAUUGUCAUGAAGUGGUGUUUGAAGACACAGUCUUUUUUCCUGAAGGUGGAGGGCAGCCUGAUGACCGUGGUAUGGUAUGCUUAGCAGCGUGCAGUGAGUGUGGGCCAGGGAACAGUGCAGAGCAGCAGGACUUGGAGCCAACUGGCUCUGCUCUAAACAUUAGUUCACUGUUGUCUUCAAACCCAGUGUCUGAGGUGAAGAAGCAGAGGUGCCCACACUCUGCUACUGUGCUGCGCGUCAUCCGCAGAGGUUGUGAGGCGGUUCACUACCUUGAUGCGGCUUUUCCUGCUGGAGCUGCAGUGUUGCAGACGUUAGACUGGCAACGACGAGAGGAUCACAUGCAGCAGCACUCAGCGCAACACCUCCUAUCUGCUGUGGCAGAGCGUGUAUUUGGUGCCCGGACCACCAGCUGGUGUCUGGGUCCGGACACCAGCAGUGUGGAGCUGGCAACAAACAGCUUGUCGCCAGCUCAGCAGCACCAGCUCGAAGACAAGAUAAACGCCAUCGUGGCUGCUGCCCUGCCAGUCACCGUCACCGAGUACGGGGAGAACGACAUGCUUCCCCCGGAGGUACAGACCAGAGGUCUGCCAGCUGACCACGUAGGUGUGGUGCGCGUGGUCAGCAUUGGAGGUGUGGACGCGAACCUCUGCUGCGGUACACACGUCAGCAACACUGCGCAGCUGCAGACAGUGAAGCUGCUUACAGCUGCGCCCGGCAAGCGCAGCGGCAGCACCUGCGUCACCUUCGUCGCUGGCACCCGCCUCAGGCGGUACAUGCGUGACUGCCACUCAAUAUUGCGCGCACUCAACCCUCUCCUCAACACGGGGCCUGAAGGCUACGUCGAGACUGUGUCCAAAAUACAGAGCGAUCUGAAGACGUCCGAAAAGACGGCCAGGGAGACGUUGAGAGACCUGGCCGUGGUGGAGGCUAAAUUGCUGCUGCAGAACGUAGAGGUCGCACGAGCACAACACAGCGGCACUGGCAGAGUUAUAAGCCUCAGGCUCGCCGGUUAUGCCGAUAAUAAAACCAAAGGAAACUUAGGACAUCGGGAAAAAAAGAUGGAGGGUCACUUAGAUGCAACGGAGAACGGAAGUUCCAGAAGAGCAGUGCACAAUGAUGAAAAUUUACUAGAUAGUGCAGUAGUCACUCAAAGUUCUAAAAUACCAUCAGAAAAGACCAACGGAACAGGAAAUGGACCUCCAGUUAUCGGGACGAGUGUCGGGGACGAAGAUUCGCUUGUGGUGCUAGUCUCGUACCACCGCAGGCUGGCUGACCUCGACUACCUCAGCGCCAUGGCCGCCCAAGCUGACGUGCAGGGUGUGGUGCUGAUGCUGACUGCUGGGGAGGAUAUGGGGCCUGGCGUGCUGCUCCUCACUGGUCCCCAGCACCUCAUCCGCCUCCUGGGCCCCAGGUUGUGCGAGGUUUUGGAGGGCCGCGGCGGUGGCAAGACGCGAUUCUCUGCCCGAGUGUCAGCCCUCCACCGCCGGGCUGCUGCUGCUGACGCUGCUCUGCACCUGCUGACUCAGCGCUGCACCUGCUGACUCAGCGCUGCACAUGCUGACGGAGCACUGCACCUGCUGACUCAGGCUGCACCUGCUGACACAACACUGCACCUGCUGACCGAGCACUUCACCUGCUGACGCAGCACUUCACCUGCUGACGCAGCACUUCACCUGCUGACGCAGCACUUCACCUGCUGACGCAGCACUUCACCUGCCGACUCAGAGCUUCACCUGCUGAUUCAGCACUCAACUCCAUCACAUUUACGUUGAAUUUUCCUCCUCACAAGAAGCUCGUGUUACUGUACUUGACACAAAACGCGUCGAAAUUUUCUUGUAACCGUGCAAAGUUUCGUUGAAUACAAAGGUCUGCACCGUGUAUAACCAAACUGUGCUCACUGAUCAUAUGUAUGUGAAGUCAUCUUGAUGCUCCAUCUUGUUAUACGGAUAGUGUUCUGUCUAUUCCGAUCACUUCAAGUCCAAACAAAACAUGUUCUAUUUUUUUUUUAUCACUUGGAAUCUAGGCAGGGUGGCCCAGUGGU
Messenger RNA from Hyalella azteca, 2304 nucleotides. Its product is annotated as alanyl-tRNA editing protein Aarsd1. Gene Ontology annotation, biological process: regulation of translational fidelity; tRNA aminoacylation. Bases 119 to 1804 code for a protein of 561 amino acids. The transcript is spliced from 10 exons. NCBI's taxonomy places the organism in Eukaryota, Metazoa, Arthropoda, Malacostraca, Amphipoda, Hyalellidae. Gene Ontology annotation, molecular function: Ser-tRNA(Ala) deacylase activity; aminoacyl-tRNA ligase activity; ATP binding. The record is from RefSeq and is a predicted model, not a curated record.